ACUGUUUGCUUCUCCAUUAUUUUAAUGUAGAGGAUUCUUCCAUUACUUUUUAACUGCGACUAACAUAUCCCAAGUACAUAUAAAGACAAGCAGAGUUCAGAGCUUUUAUGUGAACUGUGAAAAGAACAAUGCUAGUUUCAGAGUAGCAGAUCAGUGUCUUUACCAACUUCCCUCUGCUCAACCAAUUCAAGUUUUUUUUUUUUUUGGUUUCAAAAUUUCCCUCCAAGUUGACUUUGCAUUGAAGAGAAAUGGAAACUAGCUCAGUUUCCAAGCUGUUGAUUUUCUUCUUCACAGCCUUUUUAGCGAGUUCUAAGCUAAUCCAGUGCAGCAUUACCUAUGAUAAGAAAGCCAUUCUCAUCAAUGGACAAAGGAGAAUCCUCAUCUCCGGCUCCAUUCAUUAUCCCAGAAGCACUCCUGAGAUGUGGGAGGAUCUUAUUAAGAAAGCUAAAGAUGGAGGCUUGGAUGUCAUAGACACAUAUGUCUUUUGGAAUGGCCAUGAACCUUCUCCUGGCAAUUAUAAUUUCGAGGGAAGAUAUGAUCUUGUACGGUUUAUCAAGACAGUGCAAAAACUCGGACUAUAUGUUCAUCUUCGCAUUGGACCUUAUAUUUGUGCAGAAUGGAAUUUUGGAGGAUUUCCUGUUUGGCUAAAGUAUGUUCCUGGUAUCAGCUUCAGAACUGAUAAUGAGCCCUUCAAGAGGGCGAUGCAAGGAUUUACCCAGAAAAUUGUACAAAUGAUGAAGAAUGAAAAACUUUUUGCGUCGCAAGGUGGCCCCAUCAUCUUGUCUCAGAUUGAAAAUGAAUAUGGACCUGAGAGUAGGGCACUUGGAGCAGCUGGUCAUGCAUACAUUAAUUGGGCUGCAAAAAUGGCUGUUGAACUUAAUACAGGGGUCCCAUGGGUAAUGUGCAAGGAAGAUGACGCCCCAGACCCUGUGAUAAAUGCGUGUAAUGGCUUUUACUGUGAUGGAUUCUCACCCAACAAACCUUACAAGCCCACCAUGUGGACCGAGGCUUGGAGUGGCUGGUUUACAGAAUUUGGUGGCCCAAUUCACCACCGCCCGGUUCAAGACCUGGCGUUUGGCGUUGCUCGUUUCAUACAAAAGGGUGGCUCAUAUGUUAAUUAUUACAUGUACCAUGGAGGAACCAACUUUGGACGGACUGCUGGAGGACCGUUUAUUACAACCAGUUACGACUAUGAUGCUCCAAUCGAUGAAUAUGGUUUAAUCCGACAGCCUAAAUACGAUCAUCUGAAGGAGCUUCAUAGGGCUAUUAAGCUAUGUGAACAUGCUUUAGUUUCCUCAGAUCCUACUGUUACUUCCUUAGGAACCUAUCAUCAAGCCCAUGUAUUCUCUUCAAGGCAAGGAGGCUGUGCUGCUUUUCUCUCAAAUUUCCAUAUGAAAUCUGCUGCAAGGGUGACGUUUAAUAACAGGCACUACGAUUUGCCCCCUUGGUCUAUUAGCAUUCUUCCGGAUUGCAAAAAUGUGGCGUUUAACACUGCAUUAGUUGGAGUUAAAACCUCACGGAUUCAAAUGCUGCCAGCAAACACCAAGAUGUUCCCAUGGGAGGCUUAUGAUGAAGACAUUUCUUCUCUAGGAGCAAGUUCAAGAAUCACAGCUCCUGGACUCUUGGAGCAAAUGAAUGUUACCAGAGAUAAUAGUGACUACCUGUGGUACACAACCAGUGUUGACAUUAGUCCAUCAGAAUCGUUUCUGCGAGGAGGACAAAAACCCACUCUCAAUGUGGAUUCAGCUGGCCAUGCUCUUCAUGUUUUUGUCAACGGACAGUUUUCAGGGUCAGCAUAUGGAACUAGGGAAAACAGGAGAUUCACAUAUACAGGACCAGUGAACCUACAUGCUGGAACAAAUCACAUUGCACUCCUCAGCGUAGCUGUUGGAUUGCCGAAUGAUGGACUGCAUUUCGAGACAUGGAAAACUGGAAUCCAAAGUGUAUUGUUGCAUGGCCUUAACCAAGGAAAGAAGGAUUUGACGUGGCAGAAAUGGUCAUACCAGGUUGGCUUAAGAGGAGAAGCAAUGAAUUUGGUCUCUCCCCAUGGAGCCUCGUCUGUUGAAUGGAUUCGAGGUGAAUGGAUUCGAGGUUCACUAGCUGCACGGAGCCGGCAGUCUAUGACAUGGUAUAAGACGUAUUUCAAUGCCCCAGGAGGUAAUGAACCAUUGGCUUUGGAUAUGCGGAGUAUGGGAAAGGGUCAAGUAUGGAUUAAUGGACAAAGCUUAGGAAGAUAUUGGAUGGCUUAUGCAAAGGGUAACUGCGGUACUUGUAGUUACUUGGGGACAUUCCGAACUACAAAGUGCCAGAGUGGUUGUGACCAGCCAACCCAAAGAUGGUACCACGUUCCAAGAUCAUGGCUAAAGCCAACAAAAAAUUUGUUGGUAGUCUUUGAAGAACUUGGUGGAGAUGUAUCAAAAAUAUCUCUUGUGAGGAGAUCAGUUUUAUAAACAUUGCCUAGACAACACCACAAGUCCGAGAGCUGGGAAGGAAAACAAGGUGCAAGAAAAUAGGUGGAGAAGACAUCCCAGUUUCACUGUCUAAAUUCUAUUUCACUAUUGUUUUAUUUGUGUUACUUAGGCAGCCGUCAUUAAACUCACCAUGCAUGAAAAGAAUGCUCUGUAAAGAAAUGGGGGCUGAUGGCAAGCUAGCCUGUUAAUAUCUGAGUUUGAAAUCCCAUUUUUGGCCAUCUCUUUCUACUGAGAGGAGCGCCAAAUUCAUUCUCAAAAUGCAAAGCAGUUAACAGUAUUGUUCAACAUUGAUUUCAAGAAAUGGAUCAUUAUUGUUUCCA
Molecule: messenger RNA, 2791 nt
Organism: Gossypium raimondii (Peruvian cotton)
Lineage: Eukaryota; Viridiplantae; Streptophyta; Magnoliopsida; Malvales; Malvaceae
Product: beta-galactosidase 5
Exons: 18
Coding region: 249-2450 (733 amino acids)
Biological process (GO): carbohydrate metabolic process
Cellular component (GO): vacuole; cell wall
Molecular function (GO): beta-galactosidase activity
Source: RefSeq, a predicted model, not a curated record